AUGGAAAAUCUGUUUCAUUUACUUGACGCAAUGAUACACGUUUUCAACUGCCCCAUCGAUCCGUCGACCCUUGGCGAAUUUCAAAGAGGCCGAAGUCCGGCUCCUGAAGAAGAGGUGUUUGAGGAAAAAUCUAAGGUCGAAAAAUCAGUUGUUUAUCAAAGAGAUGGCAGACGUAUUGUAGACGGUAAAAUUGAAACUGAACAAUCAGCUGAAGAAGCAUGGAGAGCUGCAAUAAAAAGUGGUGCAAUAUUAGGCUGGAAAAAGAAGUGUGAUAUAAUGAUUUUGUCGUCACCAAACGAUAUUGAAAAUAAUGAAGAUGAAAAUGACAGUGGAAGAGACGAUAAGUAUAGUAGAAUGGAGAAGGAGCGAUUAAAAAUGCCGACAGUUGCCGGAACUCAGUUAAGACGUACCGCAAGUGCAAAAUUUAAAGUUGCACUAAAAAAACUUCGUCGCUUGAAUUCCAAAGAGUAA
This is a messenger RNA of Enterobius vermicularis (human pinworm), 471 nucleotides long. The record is from the annotation of a GenBank genome assembly. Lineage: Eukaryota; Metazoa; Nematoda; Chromadorea; Rhabditida; Oxyuridae.